AUGGACAUUGAAAGCAAGUUCUCAGAAACAGAUGAAAAGAACAAAGAAAACAAGGCCUCAGAAUCAGUUGCAAUGGACAUCAUUGGAAGCCCUAAAAUUGAAGAAUAUAAAUUAAUAGACAAAGUUCCCUCACCUACUCAAAUACUCCAAAAUCAGUUUUACAUUACGUUAUAUGACAAUCAAACCAGGAAUGCUGCAUGGGUGUAUGAGAUAUUGAACAAGAGUACUCUAGCUGAUAACGUUGUAUAUAAGAUAAAAGACUUUAAACAGGAUGAAUCAGUUCAUAAAUACUUCCGGACACCUGAAGGAGAGGACACAUAUAAGGAUACGGGAUACGACCGAGGUCAUCUCGCUGCGGCGGCCAAUCACAGAUGGUGUCAGAAGGCCUACAAGGACACUUAUUGGCUGAGCAACGCUGUGCCACAGCAGCGGGGCUUUAACCGUGGCAUCUGGCGAACGUUGGAGAACCUUUGUCGAGCAUUAGCUGAGAAAAGAGAAGUCCGUAACGUCCAUGUAUACACUGGACCACUUUACCUAUCAAAAUAUAAAAAAGAUGGCAAAUGUUUUGUGGAAUAUGAGAUUUUGGGAGGGAAAGCAGUGCCAACUCACUUGUUUAAGGUGAUAAUUGUGGAGAAUGAUGAUGGGAAAGUACUAGCACCAGAAUGCUAUAAGAUGCCCAAUGAGAAACCGACCGAUCAGGAGAAAUUGGACAAUAAGGGACAAUCGAGCAUAGAGACAUGUCGAAGUAAACUGAACCAAUACAAAGUGGGAAUUGAAGUGAUCGAGAAAGAAUCUGGGCUGAUCUUCGAAGAAAGGGAAGUCAAAGAGGAAAGCAAAGAUAAUCAGAGAAACUCUAGACUCAAAGAGGAAAUAACGGACGAAACAUGGAAAAUGCCAUGGACAGCCGAAAACCGU
Molecule: messenger RNA, 915 nt
Organism: Rhinichthys klamathensis goyatoka
Lineage: Eukaryota; Metazoa; Chordata; Actinopteri; Cypriniformes; Leuciscidae
Product: endonuclease G, mitochondrial-like
Exons: 3
Biological process (GO): apoptotic DNA fragmentation
Cellular component (GO): nucleus; mitochondrial inner membrane
Molecular function (GO): metal ion binding; single-stranded DNA endonuclease activity; nucleic acid binding
Source: RefSeq, a predicted model, not a curated record